Molecule: messenger RNA, 1005 nt
Organism: Lolium rigidum
Lineage: Eukaryota; Viridiplantae; Streptophyta; Magnoliopsida; Poales; Poaceae
Exons: 4
Coding region: 1-801 (266 amino acids)
Source: RefSeq, a predicted model, not a curated record
AUGGACCGGGCACAGGUAGGAGGGCGCGGGGCAAGCACCGGCGAGCUCAGACCGGUCGGACGCGUGGCGACGAGCUUGGGCGCGAGCGCCGGCGAGCUCGGUAGCGGACGGCGGGUUAGACCAGGCGCAGAAGGGCGGGCGGUGAGCUCGGGCACGGGGCGGGCGGUGAGCUCGGGCACAGGCAUGCGGACGUGGGGCGGCGAGCUUGGAGCUGACCGGGCAUGGGGCGGGCGCCGGCGAGCUCCGCCAGGCGGGCCGCGGACGGGGCAGGGGCACGCGCGGCCGCAGCAGGUCACGCCGCACGCGCGAGCAGAUGCGGGCGGCGCGAGCGAGCAGGCGGCAUCCAUCCACGACUCGGGAGGUCGGGAACGAAAUCCUCGCUCUCUCACGCGACACAGAGGCGGCGGCGCUGGGUCGCCCGAGCCCCGAUAUACUCUCGACGUUAGUCCUCCGGUGACCGGAGCGACGCUCCUCCCGACACUCUUCCUCCGGCGACCGGAGCGGUGCUGGUCCUCUCCUCUCUCGCCUCUCCCCUCUCCGGCGAGAGAGCAAUCUUCCGUCCUCACCGACGACCUAUCCGUCACCAUCUUCAGAUCCAAAGUCUCAGAAGGUGAGAAGAUAGAUGAAGCUACAGCAGCAGGAGCUGAUAUUGUUGGCUUACAUGACUUGAUUGAACAAAUAAAAGGAGGAUUCAUGGAGUGUGACAAAUUGAUUGCAUCAGCUUAUAUGAUUCCUAAGGUAUGUCACUGGAACGAGUUUUGCUUGGGUCAUCUUUGGAGUAUUUCUUUGUUUGGCAACUAGCUCGGCGACGCCCUCGGGGAGCACAACACGGCGGCCGGUGACGCGCCCGGCGAGCAUGGCGGCUGGUGAAGCUCUCGCCGAGCAGUAGCACCAUACCCGGCGCGACAGUAGCACUAUAGGCGGUGAUGCGCUCGAUGUGCGCAUUGUUCUAGGAUAUUGUUUGAAUUAUUUGUGUAAUAUUAUGUCUUGUAAUUUACAAAAGAA